AUGAGGAUAAUAUCUAAUUAUUGCCGUAUUUUAAGGGCAAAUUUGGAUAUUGGAGAUAUUGAAGCUGCAGGAAAUAUGGCGAUAAUGGCAAUGGAAUCCAUCAAAAAUUCUAAACAAGCUGCAUACUAUCUAAAUUUUGUUUCCAAAUAUCCAGAAGUAUCAUUAGAUCGCAGCAAACUAUUGCAUAUGCUAUCAAAAUAUCAUAGUUCGGCGUCUAUUAGGGAUCUGUGCCUCAUGGCCAAUGCCAUGUGUAAAUUUAAUAUUUCUGAUCCCAAAUUUACCGAAUACUUCACUCACUUCAUUAAAAAUAAUAUAACAAGUUUUACUAUAAUAGAUGCUUGUCAAUCGCUAUUCUACCUUUCCAAAAUUGGGGAUACCAGUUUGUAUCUUCAACUAGUAAAAUAUUUAGCCAAUAGACAACUGUCAUCGCAUGCGAUCACAUCCAUAAUUACAUCAGCCAGGCAAUUAAGCAUCGAUCCUUGUAAUUAUGGGUUUGUGUUUAAAAAAAUCCCCGCAGUUAUACCAACAUUCUCAUCCAGACAAGCAUCCACUGUGUUAGGUUAUGGCGCAAAAUACCUCAACACUAACUCAAUUGUACAACUAUCUGAUGUGAUUAUCAGAAAUAAAUAUUCCUCCGCCAGGGAUCUGGUAGUGGCACUCAAUGCUCUGGCAGCCAGGAAUAACAGCCUAACAAGUUCUCAAAUUUCAAUAAUAUACCUGAAACUCAAUAGUAUGGAUCUAUCGCUAUUGGAUUGCAUUGGAGUACUAAACAGUUCGUCAAAAAUGGCCGAAAGUCUGCCACGGGAGGCUUUUACCUGCUGUAAACAAGCAUGCAACAUGAUCUUGAAUAAUUUGUCGGAUUAUGCCAUUGAAGAGAUAUCUCACUUACCCCUUGUCGUAUAUAAGCUCAAGUGGCUUAAUACCUGUAAAUUAUUAUCGCAAAUACAUUCACACCUGUUAUAUCAUAUAAACUGUGGCAAUAACUUAGUUCCUCAUUUAUUCGCGUAUUUAAGAGGACUGUCACUUAAUCAUGCCAAACAUCCACUACAACUGCAUGACUUGUACAAGUUUAAAACGGUUCUAUUGGAUAAUUUAAAUACCAUACCUCUUAGAGACUAUGCUGCAACCAUUAACGCAUCAUCUCUGCUAUUCCCCGAUAUGAAACCAAGAAACAUUCAAUUACUGAAAUCUAGUAUCUCUGAACAUGUGGAAUAUGCAACGUUCAAGGAUUAUGCACUGUUGAUGAAAUCAUUGCAACGAUGGGACGCGCUGGAUGAUGAAGUGUUGACAUUAUUCGCCGAAAGAGUUGCUAUUCACAUAAAUUUAUCCGUAAAGGACAAUCCGUCACCUGUAUCCCCUGUAAGUAUUGCUUCACUUUGUAAGAUUUUAUUGGACAAAGGUUACAAGAGUGAAUUUCUAAUAAAUAUUAUGCGACGUUAUAUAAGAAAGUAUUCGGAUCAACUAAAUGAGCAGCAAGUUUAUGUGAUUGGACAAUUUUUAGAACAAAAAAACGCAUAA
Molecule: messenger RNA, 1518 nt
Organism: Babesia microti strain RI
Lineage: Eukaryota; Apicomplexa; Aconoidasida; Piroplasmida; Babesiidae
Exons: 4
Coding region: 1-1518 (505 amino acids)
Source: RefSeq, a predicted model, not a curated record